Molecule: messenger RNA, 1875 nt
Organism: Rhinopithecus roxellana (golden snub-nosed monkey)
Lineage: Eukaryota; Metazoa; Chordata; Mammalia; Primates; Cercopithecidae
Gene: CIAO2B
Product: cytosolic iron-sulfur assembly component 2B
Exons: 5
Coding region: 777-1730 (317 amino acids)
Biological process (GO): iron-sulfur cluster assembly
Cellular component (GO): cytosolic [4Fe-4S] assembly targeting complex
Source: RefSeq, a predicted model, not a curated record
CGGUAGACACGCUGUUGUUCACCCAGAGACUGCCCCGGGUUUGGCCUCCCCCAGCCUCGGAGUUUGGACUGAGCAAAGAGUGCGCGGGGUGCGCUGGUUUGGGCCAGGAAAAGGUGGGUCUGGCAGGAGAGCAGGACUGAGCAGUCAUAGGUGGGUGGGGAUCUAGUGGCAGGAAGGCCCGGGCACGGCCACUUCCCUUCUGCCCGGGCCCCUUUGCAUUCUCGGAACGGGCUGCGCGGUUCUGUAGCCCCUCCACGAUCCGGGGAAUCCUCUCCUCAAACCUGUCCUUGUCCACAGGCCCGAUGAGCUUGCUGGAGGAUCGAUAGGAGGGAGCAAUAAACUAGAAUUGGAGAACCCAGGAGGGCUUCUCUGAGGAGGUGCACGUUCAGGAUCCCCACAGAUGGAGAAAUGGGAAGGAACUUGAUCGGGGUGAAGGAACCGCUUGAGCAAAGGCAGGGAGGCCUGAAGGCACCCUUCAUUCUGGAAACUCCUCCUUGCUUUCGGGAGUCAGUCUCUUGGGUCCCCCAUCAUGGUCCCUCAUCCCCUUACAGUCCAGGGUCUGAGGGUCUCCGUGGUCCCCUCCCUACUCAGUCACGCCCUUCUUUCGAAAUGUACACGUGACCGCGGCACUUCUUAAGGAGCGCCCCCCUUUGCCUCUGUGGCUUUCAGUUUCCUCACCUCCCGCGGAGACCACGGCCAUGGUCAUUUAUCCACUUGACAAACAUUUCACGAGCGCCUGCCGGUCCGAGCGAUGAGGACACCGCACUCCCGGGCCUAUGGUGCAGCAGGGGACGCAGGCGGGUCACCGGGAGGUCCCAAGACAUAAGGAGCCCUGCCAGGCCAGAGGCGACCAACCGUCGUGGAUACGGGAGCUCUCGGCCAGCCCGACUUCCCGGAGGAGGCGGUGUGGGGACCACCUCCGACCGCCUUUUGUGCCCCCUGAGACCUGGCUCUGGCCUCUACGUUUCAGCCCGCUACGGGCUCGCAUGACCCAGCGCCACCGGGGUCCCUUCUCAGCGCCUUUGCUCCAGCGACCAUCACGUUCCCGGGUCCGCGCAGCCAACAUCGUGGUCACCGCUUCUCUUACACCUCAGGCGGAGAACCCCCAACGCGGCAUGUCCCUCGUGCGACCCCGUCGCCACGCCACGCCCCCUUCCCGUUCUCCGGAAGUGCGCGGGCAGGAGCGGAAGCGCACGCCUGCUAGGGUUGGCGGCGGUGAUUCCGCGAUGGUAGGCGGCGGCGGGGUCGGCGGGGUCGGCGGCGGCGGCCUCCUGGAGAAUGCCAACCCCCUCAUCUACCAGCGCUCUGGGGAGCGGCCUGUGACGGCGGGCGAGGAGGACGAGCAGGUUCCCGACAGCAUCGAUGCACGCGAGAUCUUCGAUCUGAUUCGCUCCAUCAAUGACCCGGAGCAUCCACUGACGCUAGAGGAGUUGAAUGUAGUAGAGCAGGUGCGGGUUCAGGUUAGCGACCCCGAGAGUACAGUGGCUGUGGCCUUCACACCAACCAUUCCGCACUGCAGCAUGGCCACCCUUAUUGGCCUGUCCAUCAAGGUCAAGCUUCUGCGCUCUCUUCCUCAGCGUUUCAAGAUGGACGUGCACAUUACUCCGGGGACCCAUGCCUCAGAGCAUGCAGUGAACAAGCAGCUUGCAGAUAAGGAGCGGGUGGCAGCUGCCUUGGAGAACACCCAUCUCCUGGAGGUUGUGAAUCAGUGCCUGUCAGCCCGCCCCUGAGCCUGGCCUUUGGCCCCUCAACCUGCAUACUGGUGUCCUGGUCCCAGCUCCUGCCAGGGCUCUUACCCUUGUUUUCUUGAAUCACUCACAAUGAGAAACUAACAUUUUGGUUUUUGUAAUAAAGUUAAUUUAUAUUCAGUUCCCA